This is a messenger RNA of Staurois parvus, 254 nucleotides long. Lineage: Eukaryota; Metazoa; Chordata; Amphibia; Anura; Ranidae. The record is from the annotation of a GenBank genome assembly.
CCUGCCAGUGCCCAUCAGUGCCACCUAUACCAGUGCCUCCCCUCAUCAGUGCCCAAUCAGUGCCACCUAUUAGUGCCCAUCAGUGCAGUCCUAUCAGUGCCCAUCACUGCAGCCUCAUUAGUGCACAUCAGUGAAGGAGAAAAAUCACUUAUUUACAAAAUUUAAUAACAGAAACUAAGAAAAAAACGUUUUGUUUUUUUUUUCAGUUGUUUUUGGGUUUGUUUAGCAAAAAUAAAAAACCCAGAGGUGAUUAA